Solanum stenotomum is the source of this 904-nucleotide messenger RNA. RefSeq lists its product as uncharacterized. The record is from RefSeq and is a predicted model, not a curated record. Lineage: Eukaryota; Viridiplantae; Streptophyta; Magnoliopsida; Solanales; Solanaceae. Bases 148 to 627 code for a protein of 159 amino acids. The transcript is spliced from 5 exons.
AAAAAAAUAAAAAAUGAACUGUACUGUUCUAUCACCCUAUAUAUAAAUAAUUCGAACUGUUAAUGCAAUAGAAGUCUUCCUCUGUUUCUCUCUCUAUUUUGAAUCUCUUGCUGUUUUCUAGAGAGAGAAAGCUUUGAGUUUACAGUAAUGGGUUUGUUAUCAUUCUUAGGGAGGUUUCUCUUUGUAUCAGUCUUCGUUCUAUCUGCUUAUCAAGAGUUCAACGACUUUGGGGUUGAUGGUGGUUCAGCAGCAAAAGCACUAAAACCUAAGUUUGAUGUUUUGUCUAAGCAUGUCGCAACACACACUGGAUUUGAAGUACCACAUGUAGAGAUGAAACAUCUAAUUUUUGGGGCCUUGAUCAUGAAGAGUCUUGGAAGCCUUCUCUUUGUCUUUGGUAGCUCUUUUGGAGCUAUAAUCCUGGUUCUGCAUCAAGCCAUUGCUACUCCCGUCUUAUAUGACUUCUACAACUACGAUGUUGACAAGAAAGAGUUUGCUCAACUCUUUGUCAAGUUUACUCAGAGCUUGGCACUCCUCGGCGCACUGUUCUUUUUUAUUGGCAUGAAGAGCUCUGCGCCCAAUAGAUCCUCCCACCCAAAGAAGAAGGCUCCCAAGACGAAGACAGGUUAAGGGAUAUGAGACGUUGAGAGAUGUUUCAAUUUUGCUGUGAUCGAUUUGCAGCAUGCCAUACCUCUUUGAAGAGUUUCUUGUAAGCUUUGUAUUUUGCAAUUUUACUUCGGUUAAAUUCCCCAACUUUGUAGCUUCGUUUUUGUUUGAUUGUUUUUUCUGUUGCUGAUAAAUUAUCACUUGGAAAAUUUUUUUGAUUUAUAUAUUAGUCCCCAAAAAAAGAAUCUGAAGUUGACAAUUCCUAGUAAUUUAAUUUGUUAGCUUUUAUUGGUUCUCAUGU